AUGUCCACCAAUGAGCAGGAGGUAGAAACGUUUGCCAAGAAUAUCUGGUCUUAUAUCAUGAACUUCUAUCCGGAUGGACCAAAACCAUUCCUCAAAAUGGACGUUUUAGUGACGUUACUCACCCGUACAGCAGCAAUAUUAGAGAAGGAGCCGAGCGUCCUCGAACUCACUGGAGAGGUUACGGUAAUGGGACCAAUAUAUGGCGAAGGUGAUUCCCUGAUCACUUUGCUUUCACUAGUAGGAAUGCCACCGCAGAAGACAUUCCUGUUUCUCGGAUGUUACUUUGGGCUCGGCUUCGCGCCCCUGGAAAGUUUAAUGCUGCUUUUUUGUAUGAAAUGUCUUUUUCCAACAAAAGUUUACCUACUCAAAGGCCAUCUCGAAGAGCCUGCAUCGAUCAAG
This is a messenger RNA of Ostertagia ostertagi, 399 nucleotides long. Lineage: Eukaryota; Metazoa; Nematoda; Chromadorea; Rhabditida; Trichostrongylidae. The record is from the annotation of a GenBank genome assembly.